Cryptomeria japonica (Japanese cedar) is the source of this 703-nucleotide messenger RNA. RefSeq names its product lipid transfer protein EARLI 1-like. Bases 125 to 451 code for a protein of 108 amino acids. Lineage: Eukaryota; Viridiplantae; Streptophyta; Pinopsida; Cupressales; Cupressaceae. The record is from RefSeq and is a predicted model, not a curated record. The transcript has a single exon.
CAUUAGCCCUAUAAAUCCCUACUAGGAAUCACUAAUUCUUCAUAUCAUAGGUUUGCAGAGCUCAUAGCUUUCUCACUUAUUGUUUUCCUUAGGUAGAUUCCCAGCACAUUUGAAGAUAUUAGCAAUGAGAAAAGCCAUAGCUGUGCUCUUUAUUGUUAUGAUAAUGUCAUGGACUCCUACUUCUACAGCUAAUUGUCCAGUUAAUGCUGUGAAGCUUGGAGCCUGCGUUGAUCUGCUGAGUGGGCUUGUUCAUGUGAGCGCAGGAGAUCCUGUUGCAAACCAGUGCUGCCCUGUCAUUCAGGGAGUCGCCGCAUUAGAGGCAGCUCUGUGUUUGUGUACAACAAUUAGGGCUAAGGUUCUCGGCCUCAAUGUACUUCUUCCAGUAGCCCUCAGCCUUGUUGCUUCCUGUGGAAAGACUGUUCCAGCUGGAUUCAAAUGCCCUGCUCAGUGAGCUGCUCCUUUGAUUUGAUAUGCUAUGGAGGUUGUUGUGUUUUUGUCAAGUUUUCUUCUUAAUUUUGUUGCACGCCAUCAAGAUGUUAAUGAUUUCCUACUAAGGCACUAUGAAAUUCAUGUUAUAGAAGUUAUAAGCAAUUUGUAGCUGUGUGAGGGUUUUAGAGUGAUUGUAAGGUUGGUGUAAUUUGAAGCAGUGCAUAUUAUUAUUAAAUAAAAGAGUGGAAAUAUAAGCCCACUAAAAUUUAUCUGA